This is a messenger RNA of Rubroshorea leprosula, 1469 nucleotides long. NCBI's taxonomy places the organism in Eukaryota, Viridiplantae, Streptophyta, Magnoliopsida, Malvales, Dipterocarpaceae. The record is from the annotation of a GenBank genome assembly.
GGAAAAUAGGAGAAGAGUUGGAGAAAGAGGAGGAAAAGAAACAGGGAAAAAAAGUGGGGAAAAACUAUCUUCUCAUACUAGAUGAUGUGUGGAGUGAGGAGGGUAGGAACUGGGAUGAGUUAAGAGUUGUUUGUUGGGAAUAUGUAGAAAGGCUGGAAAUAGAGUAGUCGUGACAACUCAAAUAGAAAUGUUGCAUCAAUAAUGGGUUCCAAACAUAUACAUGAUCUUAAGCAACUAGAAGUUGGUCACUGUUGGUCUGUAAUCAAGCAGAGAGCAUUUGGAGAUGAUGUUGUGCCUCCCAGGUUGGAAGAAAUUGGAUUUGGUAUUGUUGAAAAGUGUGGAGGCGUUCCAUUAGUUGCAAAUGUUAUAGGGAGGACUCUGUACAAUAAAAAGAAUGAAAAUGAGUGGUUGUCAGUUAAUGAGAAGAUUGAUGUAUGGGGUUCACUUGAAGAUCAACAUUGUAGGAUUAGGGAUGUCUUGCAAUUGAGUUUUCAAUGGUUGCCAAAACCAGCUUUGAAGCAAUGUUUUUCAUUUUGUUCUAUUUUCCCCAAAGAUUUUGUCAUUGAAAAGGAGAAGCUAAUUCAGCUAUGGAUGGCUGAAGGCUAUCUUCAAUCAUCUAAAGAAAGUUCCAUGGAGAAUGUGGGUGGCAAGUAUUUCACUUGUUAUCAUGUUCCCUAUUUCAAGAGGAAGCAAGGGCUUCUUCUGGAAAUAAAUUUGAGGAGCUGCCAAAAAGAGAGCCUUGGAUGCAUCAAUCGCUUGAAGAGAUUGUCAAUUGGCAGCUUCUCAAAAGAGAUGGAGAAAUUCCCAGACAUGAGUUUCAUCAACGCCUCCCUUGAGGAGUUGACUUUGUUUGAUUGGAGAAUGAGUGAGAUUGUGCGUCAAAUUCAUCACUUGACCGCUCUAAAGGAGUUUACAACACAUGGUUCCUUCAAUGACAUGGAAGCACUGUGUGAUGGAUUGGAAAGACUCUCCUCUCUCACAAAACUACGCAUUAGAAGGUGUGAAGACUUGAUCUCUCUUCCAGAAGGAUUGAAGAAGUUUCCUCAUCUUAGAACACUCGAAAUUGUGGUCUGCAAGGAGAUCCUAGGCCGCCUUACUAGCUUGAAGAGAUUGAAGAUUGGUGGUUUCUCAAAAGAGCUAGAGGAAUUCCCAGGAUUGAGUUCCAUCCAUGAUGGCCUUGAAGAUCUGCAGUUGGUUGGAUGGCACAAACUAACUCAGCUGCCUCAUCAAAUUCAACACCUUACUGCUCUCAAGAUGUUGACUAUAGUGUCCUUUGAACAAGUGGUAGCUUUGCGAGAGUGACUGGGAAACUUUUCCUCUCGUCAACGUCUGGAGAUCCUCCAUUGUGAUAAUAUGAAACAACUGCCUUCUGCAGAAGCCCUUCGAGGCCUCUCAAAACUGCAGUUGCUUUUUAUUUGGGGUUGCCCAGGGUUACUAGAGAGAUGCACUAAGAAACAUGGUUCUAAGUG